UUCCCAAGCCAAUCUCUAUCGAUGUGUGUCCUUUGCGUCUUUUAGCAGGAGCAUCUACAAUAAUGCCCUUUGACAAUUUGUAAGUUGUUUAAUCUUGUUGUUUGAUAAUAUCUAAGACAACACCGCCUCUCUGUAGAUUAAUUUCCAUCAUACCUAUUAAAGAAAUGGCUGCAUCAGCCAUGGUAAUGGAGCCCAAGUCGGUUGCAGAAGGACCAUCGAGCCCUCGGCGGUGUGUGCAGGGUUCGAGCCCUUCAGAGAGCAUGGAGGAGGAGGACGUGUACAGCAAGAUGAAAUCUUUGGAGAGACAACUGGAGUUCAUCGACAUACAGGAGGAGUACGUGAAGGAAGAACAGAAGAAUCUGAAGAGGGAGCUCCUUAGGGCACAAGAGGAGGUCAAGCGGAUACAGUCUGUGCCGCUGGUGAUUGGGCAGUUUAUGGAAAUGGUAGACCAGAAUAACGGCAUAGUGGGUUCCACCACGGGCUCCAACUAUUAUGUGCGAAUCCUGAGCACCAUUAAUAGGGAGGUUCUUAAGGCCUCUGCCUCUGUUGCUCUGCACCGUCAUUCUAAUGCCCUUGUUGACGUCCUGCCGCCGGAGGCCGAUUCCUCCAUUUCGCUUCUUUCGCAGUCCGAGAAGCCCGAUGUGACCUAUUCUGAUAUCGGCGGAUAUGAUAUACAGAAGCAGGAGAUUCGUGAGGCGGUGGAAUUGCCGCUAACACACCAUGAUCUUUAUAAGCAGAUCGGAAUUGAUCCUCCCCGCGGCGUGCUGCUCUACGGACCGCCCGGCACUGGGAAGACCAUGUUGGCCAAGGCCGUUGCUCACCACACUACUGCUGCCUUCAUUCGCGUUGUUGGCUCGGAGUUUGUGCAGAAGUACCUUGGAGAGGGACCAAGGAUGGUUCGUGAUGUCUUCCGUCUAGCAAAAGAAAAUGCACCUGCUAUAAUUUUCAUUGAUGAGGUAGAUGCAAUUGCAACAGCAAGGUUUGAUGCACAAACUGGGGCUGAUAGGGAAGUUCAGAGAAUUUUGAUGGAGCUCUUGAAUCAGAUGGACGGAUUUGACCAAACGGUGAAUGUGAAAGUGAUUAUGGCAACAAAUCGAGCAGAUACAUUAGAUCCUGCACUUAUCCGUCCAGGCAGGCUUGAUAGGAAAAUUGAAUUCCCUCUGCCUGAUAGGAGGCAGAAACGCCUUGUUUUCCAGGUUUGCACAGCAAAAAUGAAUCUUAGUGAUGAAGUUGACCUUGAAGACUAUGUAUCUCGACCUGACAAAAUUAGUGCUGCAGAGAUAGCUGCCAUAUGCCAAGAAGCUGGUAUGCAUGCAGUUCGGAAAAAUCGUUAUGUGAUUCUUCCUAAGGAUUUUGAGAAGGGCUAUAGAACUAAUGUGAAGAAACCUGACACAGAUUUCGAAUUUUACAAGUAGGAAAAGGUUUUGCUGUUCAGAAAUUUUUGACAGGAAGCAGCCAAAGCUAUUUGCAAUUUAGUCCGUUUUGUUGAAGACUUAGUAGAUUAUUCAUAGCGCAAAAUCAAUGUAUUUCCAGAACAUACAGACAGACAAUAUUUAGCCGGAAAACAAUCAUCAUUUCAGUAUGCUUAAUUAAGAUUUUAUGUUAAUAGCUUGUGUAAUUAUGGAAACAUGAAAUAUUUCUUUGUAAGAUUUUCAAAUCAUGUGAAAUGCAUAAAUGUCAUCUCGAUC
Molecule: messenger RNA, 1688 nt
Organism: Cryptomeria japonica (Japanese cedar)
Lineage: Eukaryota; Viridiplantae; Streptophyta; Pinopsida; Cupressales; Cupressaceae
Product: 26S proteasome regulatory subunit 6B homolog
Exons: 5
Coding region: 165-1415 (416 amino acids)
Biological process (GO): proteasome-mediated ubiquitin-dependent protein catabolic process
Cellular component (GO): proteasome regulatory particle, base subcomplex
Molecular function (GO): ATP binding; ATP hydrolysis activity; proteasome-activating activity
Source: RefSeq, a predicted model, not a curated record